GUCGCACACUCUGCGAACCUCAACCCUUCUCUUUUUCUUCGUUUCUGCGGGCAAUGUCGCUUUGCUUUGGGACAUUAUCGAUCCAGUUCUAGAAUUUAGACCUUUCAAAGCUAUUAGUUCAUUGAUAUUUCAGUUCAGUGUUUCUAAGCUGCUAUGAUCUAGAUUGAUUUCAAUCGUAUCCAAAUCCGACUGUCAUGAUCUGGAGCUCUUCUGCUUAUGUCUAACAUGCGUUGAUGGUUGCUUAAUUAGAUCGAAGGAUGGCGGUGCGCUCUCGUUGUAUGUUCUCUGAAAUUUGGUCUCAAAUGUGGAGGCAUAAUCGAGCAGUUGAAUGGGCAGAUUUAGGCUUUGUUGGUUUCUGUCCUGAAAGACAGAUCUCUGUUUGGAAUGGACGCUCCAAACAGCUUGAGGAUAUGAGCAUCAAAUAGGGAAAGCCAAAUCUUAUUUGUUUCUCAAAUGAACCAUGCGGAUCUGGGUAAAUAGAGUUCAGAAGUCACAUCCCCGAUUCACUUUUCAUCUAAUAUGAACUUUUGGGUGACCCAAUAUGAACUUUUGGAUGACCCACCACCUAACUUCUAAUUGCCUGAAGUUUGUACUAUCACAUUUCUUGUAAGCCAAUUCUUCUGGUAAUCAAGGAGGCCAAGAACCAAAGCAAGAGGUCGGCUUUUAUCGUGGAUUAGGAAACACAGAACAGUCUUAACGCUUCCAUUUUAAUUCAAGCAUAUAGGGGCACUAGCAUUGCUCCAAUCUGCAAGAAAAAGCAAAAUAUGACAACCCUUUUGAUAGUAUUCAAAUUGGAAUUGCUUGACGGAAGCUAAUUGCUGCCAAUUGCUCAUUUGUUUAAUGAGCAGAGACUUAAAUUGUUUGUUUGGUUGGAUGUCUUGGCUUUCCUUAGAAUUUACUUGUAAAUCUGAUUAGUUCGUAUAAAUGAGGAAGGCAUGUACCUGCUGCUUCACAAGCCGAUCUCCCAACAUCAAUCAUCAGAAUCCCAACAGUGACAAGCCUUCUCAGAGUGCUGUUGUGACCAUGGAAACCACGCAGAAGAACAAUGCCAAUGAUGUUUCAGGGGCUGUUAAAGAGAACUCGGCCAAACUAAGCCCUCCACGUGCUGCUAAUAUCUUACUGAACCAUGACUUCUCAAUGGGACUGCAACAUUGGCACCCCAACUUCUGUAAUGCAACUUUGGCCGAGAUAAAUUAUCAGGAGGAAGCAUCCAUCAAUUCACGUGUUAAGUAUGCUGUUGUGAAGGAUCGGAAUGAAUGCUGGCAGGGACUGGAACAGGAAAUCACCAACAAGAUUUCCCCAGGUAUUACUUAUUCAGUUUCAGCAAAUGUUGGAGUGUCAGGAUCUCUUCAUGGAUCUGCUGAUGUCCUAGCAACUUUAAAGCUAGUACAUGAAGAUGCUGCUACUAGCUAUUUGUGCAUUGGAAGAACUUCUGUGUCGAAAGAGAAGUGGGAGAAGUUGGAAGGGACAUUCUCCCUUCCAACCAUGCCAGACCGUGUUGUAUUCUAUCUGGAAGGGCCUUCUCCAGGUAUUGAUUUGCUCAUACGGUCAGUCGAGAUUACCUGUGCCAGUCCUAACGAAUUGGAGGCUGGAAGUGCCAAUGCUGACGAUGAGAAUAUUAUUCUAAACCCAAGAUUUGACGAUAACCUCAACAAUUGGUCUGGAAGAGGAUGCAAAAUUGCUCUGCACGAUUCAAUGGGAAAUGGAAAAGUUCUCCCACAGUCUGGUAAGUAUUUUGCCUCUGCAACUGAGCGCACACAGAGCUGGAACGGGAUUCAGCAGGACAUCACAGCAAGGGUGCAGCGAAAGCUUGCCUAUGAUGUGGCCGCUGUUGUUCGUGUAUUUGGCAACAAUAUCACCACUACUGAUGUACGGGCUACUUUAUGGGUGCAAACACCUAAUUCUCGUGAACAAUACAUCGGAAUUGCCAAUGUGAAGGCAACAGAUAAGGACUGGAUACAAUUACAGGGAAAGUUUCUUUUAAAUGCUUCCCCAUCAAAGGUUGUCAUCUAUAUUGAAGGUCCACCUUCAGGAGUUGAUAUUCUCAUUGAUAGUUUUGUUGUCAAGCAUGCACAAAAGAUUCCUCCUUCACCUCCACCAAUUGUUGAGAAUCCAGCCUAUGGAGUCAACAUAAUCGAGAACAGCAAUCUAAGUAAUGGCACCAAUGGAUGGUUUCCCCUUGGAAGUUGUACACUAAAUGUUGGAAUGGGGUCGCCUCAUAUCGUUCCUCCUAUGGCCCGAGACUCCCUUGGCCCUUCUGAACCUCUUAGUGGCCGCUACAUCCUCGUGACAAAUCGCUCGCAGACUUGGAUGGGUCCUGCUCAGAUGAUAACUGAUAAGGUGAAACUCUUUCUAACAUACCAAGUGUCUGCUUGGGUAAAGAUUGGCUCCGGGGCAACUGGUCCUCAAAAUGUCAACGUUGCACUUGGAGUGGAUAACCAAUGGGUCAAUGGAGGGCAAGUCGAGAUCAGUGAUGCUCGAUGGCAUGAAAUUGGGGGUUCCUUUAGGAUUGAGAAGCAAGCAGCAAAGAUUAUGGUUUACAUACAAGGUCCUUCUCCAAAUGUCGACUUAAUGGUCGCGGGACUUCAAAUUUUCCCUGUUGACCACCAUGCAAGGUUAAGAUAUUUGAGGUCACAGACAGAUAAGGUCCGCAGGCGUGACAUCACCCUCAAGUUCUCAGGAUCUAGCUCUAGUGGCUCGUUUAUAAAAGUCAGACAAAUGCAGAACAGUUUUCCUUUUGGGACUUGUAUUAGUAGAUCAAACAUUGACAACGAAGAUUUUGUCAAAUUCUUCGUGAAGAAUUUUAACUGGGCUGUGUUUGGAAAUGAGCUCAAGUGGUAUUGGACAGAGUCACAGCAAGGAAAAUUAAACUAUAUGGACGCCGAUGAGUUACUGGAUUUAUGCAAGAGCCACAACAUAGAGACUCGUGGUCACUGCAUCUUCUGGGAAGUGCAGGACACCGUACAACAAUGGGUUCAAUCCUUGAACAAGAAUGAUAUGAUGGCUGCUGUUCAAAACCGCCUUACAGGACUAUUGACACGCUACAAGGGAAAGUUCAAGCACUAUGAUGUCAACAAUGAGAUGUUGCACGGAUCAUUCUAUCAAGAUCAUCUCGGCAAAGAUAUUCGAGCGGACAUGUUCAAGAACGCUAACAAACUCGAUCCAUCAGCUCUCCUAUUCGUGAAUGACUAUCACGUCGAGGAUGGAUGUGACACCAGAUCUUCUCCAGAGAAGUACAUCCAGCAAAUUCUUCAACUGCAAGAGCAAGGCGCUCCAGUGGGAGGAGUUGGGAUCCAAGGGCAUAUCGAUAGUCCAGUGGGACCAGUUGUUAGUUCUGCUUUAGACAAAAUGGGAAUUCUUGGCCUUCCAGUCUGGUUCACAGAACUCGACGUGUCGUCCAUCAAUGAACACAUUAGAGCCAAUGAUUUGGAAGUGAUGCUUCGAGAAGCUUUUGCUCAUCCCGCAGUAGAAGGUAUAGUGCUAUGGGGAUUCUGGGAGCUGUUCAUGAGCCGGGACAAUUCUCAUUUAGUGAAUGCAGAAGGCGACAUCAACGAAGCUGGCAAACGAUACCUUUCUCUGAAACACGAAUGGCUUUCUCAUGCAAGUGGGCAGAUGGAUGAGAAAAAUGAAUUCAAAUUUCGAGGGUUUCAGGGAACAUACAACGUGCAGAUUGUGAAUGGCAGCUCUAAGAAAAUCACUAAGACAUUUGUGGUGGAAAAGGGGGAUGCACCUGUGGUGAUAUCUAUAGAUCUGUGAAGCUGCACUGCCUUUUCAUCUCCAAAGAUGUGGGGUUAUAAAAUAAAAAGUUUCCCAUUAUGAUGUGUGUGUGAUUUGUAAUCUGUUAGUUCCAAUGAAGAUGAUAAAUACACGUGUGCUAUUGUUGGUUUCGUUGUGAA
Messenger RNA from Cucurbita maxima (winter squash), 3896 nucleotides. RefSeq lists its product as uncharacterized. Gene Ontology annotation, biological process: carbohydrate metabolic process. The coding region runs from base 925 to 3756 and encodes 943 amino acids. Gene Ontology annotation, molecular function: hydrolase activity, hydrolyzing O-glycosyl compounds. The record is from RefSeq and is a predicted model, not a curated record. The transcript has 9 exons. Lineage: Eukaryota; Viridiplantae; Streptophyta; Magnoliopsida; Cucurbitales; Cucurbitaceae.